UCUAUUUUACUUAACAUAAAAGGCCAAAAAAACUAUAAAUAUUAUUGAAAGAGUCACUGUAGCGAUUAAAUACCCUUAAUUUUUUAUAAAAUUUUAUUUUUUUAUUUCCUUAUGUUUUUUUAAAUACAAUUAUAUAAAGUCCUAAUAGACUACAGCAGAAUUAUUACAUGUACACUUAACAUAAUUUUCUAAAACAUCAGUAUUCUUACAUAAUUUAAACUAUUAUGAAUCCGCAUCCUAUAAUUCUAAACAGACUAAAUUUGAUAAAUUAGAAGCAUUUUAUAUAUCGAAAACAAAUGUAAUUUCCUAAACUAAAGGUAAGUAGGAAACAUUAUUCAAUUACUAUAAAUUCCUAUUAUUUUUUUAAAUUUCGAAAACCCUAUAUUCGACAAAAGGAAAAAAUAGAUUCUAAUCUUCGAAAAUAUUGGUUGUGAAAACAUGAGGAUUAUACUUACAAGCCAUUUAAAUAACUCUAUAUUUCUUAUUUUAACUUUUUUUUGUAAAAAAAAUAUUCUAAUAAUCACCUCCCUAUUCUUUUUCAAUAAAAUUCUUCUCUUCUA
This is a messenger RNA of Ichthyophthirius multifiliis, 560 nucleotides long. RefSeq lists its product as hypothetical. The transcript has a single exon. The record is from RefSeq and is a predicted model, not a curated record. NCBI's taxonomy places the organism in Eukaryota, Ciliophora, Oligohymenophorea, Hymenostomatida. The annotation marks the transcript as partial.